Messenger RNA from Gasterosteus aculeatus aculeatus (three-spined stickleback), 1839 nucleotides. Its product is annotated as putative nuclease HARBI1. NCBI's taxonomy places the organism in Eukaryota, Metazoa, Chordata, Actinopteri, Perciformes, Gasterosteidae. The record is from RefSeq and is a predicted model, not a curated record.
CGCAGGGGCCCAAAGUGUAAGCGGCCCAAAACAAAGCUUUUCCACCUCCACACUCCCAGUUGAGAGACGGGAAAUUGCACUUUUCUGUACCCAAAUAACGAACAAAGUAGUUUCCAUAAGAACGUUGCAUUGAAAUGACUCCAGUACUUUUAUUCCCUUUAUUAUGGCGCCACAGACCGCUUCAUUCCUGCCCACUGGGGGGCGAUACAGUUGAGCUUUGCGGACCGCCUGAAAGAAGAAGACCCCUGCUUCCAUUGUACUUGACACCUUAUUUAUUUUUUAGGUCGUUUGUUGCCCAAAUAGCCCCCGUUGACCCCCCCCCCUCCAGUCGUACGCAAAUGGCCUUCGCUCUGCCGGUGUGGCUCGCGCUGCACGAGGAGCUCCUCGCGCACGGCGCGCCGGACUCCGCGGACCCUUUGGACGACUUCGACGACGACGCCCUGUUCCAGGCGUUCCACCUCACCAGACCCUGCAUCGCCUUCGUCGCGGACGCCGUCCGCGUCCGCAUGAAGAACAACGCGGCCUUCAGGAGCCCCGCGGCGGCGGCGGCGGCGGCGGUGUCGGUGGACGCGGCGGUCUUGGUGGCGCUCAACUAUUACGCGCACGGCGCGUCAUCCGCCGACGUGCUGCAGCGGGUGGGCCGGGGGCGCCUGGCGGACCCCCCGGCCCUCAUAUGCGGCGUGUCCGAAGUCGUCGCGGGCAUGGCCGACCAGUUCAUCUCGUUCCCGCUGCUGCGCGACGCCAAGCUGCACGUCGCCUCGCAGAUCAAGGAGGCGUGCGGGAUCCCGCACGCGAUCGGCGUGUUGGCGCCGGCCCACUUCCGGAUACGAGCUCCCUUACGAGAAGGAGGCUUCCGGUCCUUCGUCAACAGCCUGGGUUACACCACGGUGGUGAGCCAGGUCAUCUGCGACUCGGAGGGCAACGUGCUGAGCGUGGAGAAGUGCUGCGUGGGCGGCACGUGCGAGCAGGAAAUGUGGGAGACGUCGUUCAAAGGGAGGGAGAUGGAGGAGGAGCUGCACGGGCCGUAUUGGGUUAUUGGAGGAAAAGGAUAUCACUUAAGCAAACAUGUCAUGACCCCCGUGUCGGAACCGGCCAACGACAACGAGGUCCGCUUCAACGAGGCCCACGCAAAGAUCCACGACGUCAUGCGGACCACGCUGGGCUCCAUGAAGAGGCGUUUCAGGUGUCUGAUGCAACUCGGCUUUGCGCAGGAAUGCUCUUUGGACAAAAAGGCCGACGUCAUCAAGGCGUGCAGCGUGCUGCACAACAUCGCUAAGAAGUUCUCCGUCCCCGCCCCGCCCGCAGCCGGGAAAAUCGAGCCCCUGCACCCGGGCAACCAGAAUUCAGUGCCGUUCAACAUCGACCCGGAGGCCCUGCAGGCCAGACAGGAACUCAUCCAGCGCAACUUCUCCGUUGGCUCCGCCAGCAAGGACCCGCCAAGUAACGCGGGCGAGAAUUUGUGAGCAGAGAGAGAGAGAGAGAGAGAGAGCGUGCGUGCGUGCGUGCGUGCGUGUGUGUGUGUGUGUGUGUGUGUGUGUGUGCGUGCGCGCGCGUGUGUGUGUGUGUGUAUGUGUGUGUGCGUGUGCGCUGCAGGAAGCAAAGAACAGUACUAAAAAAGUAUUAUCCGUUGUUUUUAUGUAGUGCCGUAUUGUAUUUCUUGUACAAAGAGAAAAUCAGUAUUUUCUACACACAUUUUUUGUUUUUAAUAAAUGUAAUUUUAAAGUUUUUUCAUUCGACUGGAGGGUCAACGUAAUAAGAACAAUAACGAUGUAUAUUUUGUGGAUGGAGGAGCACACGUUUACAGGUUAAAUAAAACUGACCAUUCAUCUACAGUAAAUA